AUGGCAGAGAAUCCACUGGACAGUACCAAUGGCCUGCAGCAGGUAGAGAACAUUCCUAGAGUGGGUGUCACUGAUGCUGAGCGAGAACUUGCCAACAGUGCUCAUGUUGAGUUUGAAAGUAAACAGUUUGAUAGGUAAAACCAUAGUCAUGUAAUAUUUAUUUUGUGGUUUACUUCUUCAGAUUUACAUUUAUUUGCCCCUUGACCUUUAUGGCACCUUAUUCCCAAACUACUUGCCCUGCCUUAAGUACAUGUAGAGGCUGUGAGGCUGUUAAAGCAAAACAUAGCUUUCAUAUUAUUAAGUGACCAGUUGAAGUCAAUUGCAAGCAUGCCUAUCCCCCUUGGCAUUUGUAAACUUGUUGGUCCCGGCGGUGGGGAAUUUGUCAAUUCUCCUACAAGUGGGUAAUAAUAUUGUAGUUCCUUUUUCACUAUUUCAUUUAAAAACAUGCCUGUUUAGAUAGCUAUAGUUAUUUCUGUAAAGAAUAUUUUUGAUAAAGUAUGCUUUAAAAAGAUAUUGUGUGGUGUUGGAAUGUAGAUACCACAACACUAUUCCCUCACUUCAGAUUGUUUAAUUAAAAGUCACAGUCAAAAAAGUCACAUCUAUAUGCUGAUCUAGUCUCAAGUGAAUUGAAGAAUCUAUAUUAAAUACAUAAAUUGUUGAAAAAUCUAAAGUUACAGAUCAUUUUUGUGUCUCUUACUGCCUCAGGCAGUUAGCCAUAAUGUUGUCGCGUUGAGUGAGGAUAACAAUAGAAUCCGAGACCACUGACAAACUCUGCCUAAAUCUAUCCAAUAUUUCCCGAUCUUAGCCCCUUUUUGUUUCGGAACAUCAUCAGUUGUUCAAUGUUUGUCAAGGAUAUCUUCGAAUUGCUUCGAAUGUUACUCGGAAUUUGCACAUGAUCGCACAAGAAAUCUCCGAUUUGCCAUGUGCUCUCCAUUGACACUGUCGCCUGAAAGGUGAGUUCUUGUUUAAAAAAGACAAUUGUCUAUUUUCAGGCCUUGAAGUUCUAUCAUCUGUUCGUGAACGCUGUCAAUCUGUUGCUCCAGGGCUUUUUGCAAUGGCUCUGCUGUCUUCAACUCACUUUUUCCCUUUGACUCUGGGUACGUCCUCUUGCAUAAAUUUCAACAGGCGUAAUUUAGAGUAGACUACUUGCAGUCCACCUUUUCUCUUAAAAUCCGUCUUGUUUUUAUCUCAUCCAGCGCGAUUGCAAACUACGAUGUGCUUUAAGUUUCAUGUACAGUAACUUUUCAAAGAANAAAAAAGUCACAUCUAUAUGCUGAUCUAGUCUCAAGUGAAUUGAAGAAUCUAUAUUAAAUACAUAAAUUGUUGAAAAAUCUAAAGUUACAGAUCAUUUUUGUGUCUCUUACUGCCUCAGGCAGUUAGCCAUAAUGUUGUCGCGUUGAGUGAGGAUAACAAUAGAAUCCGAGACCACUGACAAACUCUGCCUAAAUCUAUCCAAUAUUUCCCGAUCUUAGCCCCUUUUUGUUUCGGAACAUCAUCAGUUGUUCAAUGUUUGUCAAGGAUAUCUUCGAAUUGCUUCGAAUGUUACUCGGAAUUUGCACAUGAUCGCACAAGAAAUCUCCGAUUUGCCAUGUGCUCUCCAUUGACACUGUCGCCUGAAAGGUGAGUUCUUGUUUAAAAAAGACAAUUGUCUAUUUUCAGGCCUUGAAGUUCUAUCAUCUGUUCGUGAACGCUGUCAAUCUGUUGCUCCAGGGCUUUUUGCAAUGGCUCUGCUGUCUUCAACUCACUUUUUCCCUUUGACUCUGGGUACGUCCUCUUGCAUAAAUUUCAACAGGCGUAAUUUAGAGUAGACUACUUGCAGUCCACCUUUUCUCUUAAAAUCCGUCUUGUUUUUAUCUCAUCCAGCGCGAUUGCAAACUACGAUGUGCUUUAAGUUUCAUGUACAGUAACUUUUCAAAGAAAAAUAAGAUACUGCUCUCAGUCUAAAUUUAGAGUCGAUCUUUUAAAAAGCUUGUUCAACCGAGUUCCGUCAUGUGGUUUACAAACAUGGUCUAUUUGCUGCGUUGUAUUAUUCUCGUGCAACUGAACUCCACGUUACAAUUUCCUUGAGAAUCAGUCCUGGCGAUGUCACCACUUUUUGUCGGGAAUCAGUGACACCGACACUCACUCGUUGUAAACAGUUCAAUCUCGCUCACUCACACCCCGAUCUUGGUUCCCCAUGAUAACAAAACAUGUAUUCUUUUUUAAAAAACUAUGUCAAAUGUCGGAUUGUUCAAAGUUCAACAACUAAUCCUAGAUAAAACUGUCAACACCGGAAGAUAAGUUACAACGUGUAACGCACGUCACGACACAUAGAUGAUUUACAUAUAAUACAAACCUUAAAGUAUGAAAUACACUAUAUUAUUACAGGCAACCUACAUAAAAACUUUAAUAAUGUUGCAUUUGACUCAACUCUUUGUUUUCUGACUUAUCUGGUUAUAGUAUGUGAAGCGGGACAUGUACCCCUGUAUCACUAUGUCGCACUUGCAGACUGCAUACCAACAGUUUUUUGGCUAUUUGUUGUACUCUGGUUUCCUUGUGGUUAAUUCCAUUUUGAUUUAAUACCUCUCAUACUACUUUAGUCUCUGCUUGGCUUCAGCUGUGCUGACUGUCAUGAUGUCACAUGGCCAUUGUUCUACAUGUACUAGCCACUUGGGUCCUUUCCACCACAACUCCACCCCUUCCACGCUUCCACCAUGACUUGCAAAGUUGACAGGGUUCUCCUCACUGGUCACAUGACGACACUUUAUUUCAGAGUACUCUUGAAUUUUCCUGACACAAUUUCCAACGAGCUGCUUGUAUUCACUUGUGCCUUUAUCCAGUGUAAGGCGAAGGUGCCAUCAAGUCAGCAGUGAAGCUCACCAAUUAGGCAUCCCUUUGGGGCAUCUCUUGUAUUCGUAAUUGUGGGCGACAAAAGGAGCCUGCAGCCUAUUCUUGGUCAGCGGCACUCUAUAAACUACAAUCGGCGACAAAAUUGUUGAGACAUUGUACUUAAAUAGGGUGACUUCGGAGAACAAAAGAAUCUGCACCCCUCCCCUGUCCCCUCCAUUCAAAGUUGGGGUGUUUGUUGUUUUCUAUAGGUAGCUAGAACAAGGGCACAACAUUGCAUGGAGGGGAUGGGGGAGGAAAGCUAUAAUUAUUUCCUCCUUUUGAAGUUCAUAAAACGUAAAAAAGCCCACUUUUGGGCGAAGUGUCUCAACUCAUUUUGUCGCCGAUUGUAGGUAGGUACCAGGUACCCUGGUACUGUACUUAGGGACGGUUCAUUAUUUAUGGGAAUGACCGGGUCGGGAAAAAACCGAACGGGCUUUGGAAAUUUUUCUUGCCGUGGCGACGGGCUUUGUGUUUUUUUCUUGAACAAAGAGACAAGGCUUUAAAAAAAAUCAACAUAAACUAAAACUGUGGUAGAAACGCGGCAGUCGUUUGAUGAGAACAACACAUGGAAACUGUAUUCGUCGUUGAAAAUUCACGCGGUAAAUUGUCGUACUUUCAUAUCAAAGAAAUAUUGCUACAAUAUUUUUGGUAAUGCAGGGAUAUACCCGCAAGAAAAAGCUCGCGUUUUGCGAUCAAACACUCGAGAAUUUUGACAGGCCACGGAAUGACACAAAUGUACUUUGUGAGCUGCUCUUUUAUAGUUGUUUAUAUUCCUUGACAUUUCAGAGCUUGUAAUCAAAUUAGAAUUUCAAAUGAUGCAUGGACAAGGAUUUUACUCAAAGUGAACUCCAACGGUUGGAAUAUUAAAUCUUCGGACUCCGCCAGACUGUACACAAAAAAACAAGAUGUUUUGAUCGAGGAUCUCAAGUUGCAACUCCUACUGAAUUGAAAAUAUUUUUUCUGCACGCACUACAGUGUUCUCCUUGCUGAAAAAAAUGAAGGUGACAACUUUUUUUUCAACAAAAGUAAUCUUAAGGAAUACCAAUCUGCGACUCAGAAUAAGAAAUCGUGUGUCCCUGGAAGUGCGUACAUUAAAAAAAUUCUACGAUUCAUCGAUUCCCAUUACAAAAUUGGUGAGCUCUUUAUGGAGUACUUGUACGGUGACUGUUCUACAGCCAUCACUGAACGUUGUUCAUUUUGUUCUAACAAAGGAUGGACAAGUCCAGUGCCCAUGAAACGUAUUCCCCAGCCUGUGCCAGAUCCUGAAAAUCCUACCCAUUUUAAAUCGGUCAAUGACACACCAACUACCACAGAAAACGGGCAGCCUUGAGUGCCCGAUGAUUUUCAGCCACGUGCAAACAUAAAGAAAAUGUUUAGUGACGGCAUGUUAACAACGGAAGAAGAGCUCCAGCAGUUUUCGGAGAAAUUAGCCGUGGAGCCGCACUUGAUCAAGGCAUACAUUGCCCAUUUAGAAGAUCUUAAAAUACAAAGUGGCAUUAGAACAAGGGGGCGCGCAGAACAAAAGCGUAAAAUGAACGUAAAUGAUGUCCAAAACGUUUGAAGAAUAUGCCUGGCGCGACCUCGUAGAGUCUGGAGAUUUAAAAAAUUGCUUGUAUCUGAGCUGAAUAAAUACCUUAAACAUUACAAACUCGUAUGCAGCGGCGCCAAAGCUGAAAAGAUACUGAGAGUCUCGUUGCAUGUGCUUCUCGGAAACCAUGGUCAACAGGAAGAUACGAAUGAAUUUACUGACGAGGAGACGAAGGAAUGUGGAACGGAAGAUGACAACGAGGAAAUUGACAUCUCAGGGGACGAUGAAAGUGAGGAGGAUAUUGUCCUUGCAGAAUUGUUAAGUGGGCCUGACUCAGACCAAGACACGAUCGCGACUUCAUCACGCGAACGGGAACGUUAUAGCAUCGAUGAAAGUGAAAAGAUAUGGUUUGUCUUUCAAAGCGAUUCAGAUGAAGAGGAAUUUUAUGGUUUUGAUUGAGUUUGCAAACAGUUGACUUUUUAAAAAAUUAAUUCGGGCGCUAUAACAGAACCUAAUAUGAAACACCACAGUAUAAAUUGUAUAAAUCCGUUUCAUUUUUUCAUGCCCUGUGGACAUUAGUUACCAGUCUUCCCAUGUCUUGCUGCUGCAACAGAGACCUGGAACAAAGUUUUGAAUGUCCUCGUGAACGUCUCGCGAACGUGUUUAAAAACAUGUUUGUGGAAACUUAUUCCUUUAACAAAACGUCGAAAACUUUCAAGGGAAACGUUACUCCACAAGAAGUUCUCUUUGGAGAGGUUGGAAAACUCCAAACGCCUCUUGCAAGUCAUUUAAUACGAACAGUUAUAUAUUCGUGUUCAAAGAUAUAUUUAGGACUUUUUCACUUAUUUGGCAAACGAUGAAAUGCCUCAAGCUGGAUGGCAUUUGUUAACGUGCACUUUUCACAGAUGUUAAUAAAUUAUCGUUUGUAAUCGCUCAACUCCUUUGAUAGAUAGCCGUUUGCUGACUCGAACGGCAAACAGUUGUGUAUUUGAUCUGAACAUGCACUAGUUGCUCUAGUCGUAAAUAAACAUUGAAUGAUUUUCACAAGGUACUCACUUCAAUUUGAACGGGCUUUGAAAAAUUUGACCCCAAAUACUGAACGGGCUACGAAAAAACAAAAUGCCUUUUGGGCGGGCUUUAGAAAGAAAGAGGAAAGCUAUUAUUUUUUUCCCGACCCGGUCAUCCUCAUAAAUAAUGAACCGUCCCUUAAUGAGAGACUUUUGAUUCGCUUUGCUGGCCUGGAAUCUUUUGACCCAGGAAAAUGAAAGCAGAGCCUGAUCUCAGCUUUGUGUGGGACAAGUUUUUGGUAAGAUACAAGUGUUAGCAAAGUGGGACUGGCAUCGAGACAUGGCGGCGUGAAGUGCUCUCUCAUCUCCGCUCGCACAAAAACCUUGUUAAACUACGUGACUAAAAGGAGAAACAGAUCCUCGGAUAGUUCUGCAGAUAAUUUUGAAGUUUUAGCAAUGAACCUUGAACAUGCCGGCGAUGUGAACAAGGAGGAUAGUGACAUUGUUUUAACUGGGCUUGAACUGACAGACGACCUAAGUGGGAUUCUUAAAGGUAUUCUGAAAAAGUUGAACAAGCUGGACACAAUUGAAAGAGCAAUUAAAAAGAUUGAAGGCAGCUUGGUCAAAUUAGAAGAAAGAACGACGAAGCUCGAAGCUUUGGAUUGCAAAGAGAUCCUCGCCUUGGGAUCUUGUCUUAAAGGUACCAACUUUCAGAUGUUUAGGGACCUCCCGCAAGAAUUGGUGACAAGAAGAAGUAAUCUUAAAAGAAGAACUCGAGAAAAUAAUUGA
Porites evermanni is the source of this 6192-nucleotide messenger RNA. The record is from the annotation of a GenBank genome assembly. NCBI's taxonomy places the organism in Eukaryota, Metazoa, Cnidaria, Anthozoa, Scleractinia, Poritidae.